This is a messenger RNA of Gracilinanus agilis (Agile Gracile Mouse Opossum), 507 nucleotides long. Its product is annotated as tumor protein D54-like. The transcript has a single exon. Bases 1 to 507 code for a protein of 168 amino acids. Lineage: Eukaryota; Metazoa; Chordata; Mammalia; Didelphimorphia; Didelphidae. Gene Ontology annotation, cellular component: cytoplasm. The record is from RefSeq and is a predicted model, not a curated record.
AUGGACCCCACCAGCCAAGAUAUCAACCUGAAUUCUCCUAACAAAGGUCUGCUAUCAGAUUCAAUGACAGAUGUACCUGUGGAUACAGGAACUACUAGGACCACCAUUCCUGAGGGUAUGACAGAGGCAGAGGAAGAAGAGCUCAGAUCUGAACUCACUAAGGUGGAAGAAGAGAUUGCGAUAUUACGACAGGUUCUGGCUGCCAAAGAGAGACAUUGUGGUGAGCUGAAGAGGAAGCUAGGCCUAACUCCCUUGGAUGGACUGAAGCAAAAUCUUACAAACAGUUGGCAUGAUGUUCAGGUCUCCAAUGCCUAUGUGAAAACAUCUGAGAAAGUUGGAGAGUGGAAUGAGAAAGUGACACAGUCUGACCUUUAUAAGAAGACUCAGGAAACUCUCUCCCAAGCAGGACAGAAGACUUCAGCUGCCCUGUCCAAUGUGGGCUCUGCUAUCAGCAGGAAAUUUGGAGAUAUGAGGAACUCUGCGACUUUCAAGUCUUUUGAAGAUUGA